Messenger RNA from Symbiodinium sp. CCMP2456, 642 nucleotides. NCBI's taxonomy places the organism in Eukaryota, Dinophyceae, Suessiales, Symbiodiniaceae. The record is from the annotation of a GenBank genome assembly.
AUGGACGCGAUGGAGCCAGAGCCUAUGCAGCCUGAGGUGCAGCUGGACGAGGAUGGUGAUGUUGAGGACAUGCAUGCUGAAACGAAUGCAUCCUUCUCUUGGGCACGUGAUGCGCCACCGGUGCAAGGAGCUUUCCGACUUCGCUGCGGCCACACUUAUCAUAUGACCUGCUUGCGCACAUGGUUUCAGCAGAAAACCAGAUGCCCAAGCUGUCAGCAAGAGUUUGGCAAAGUAGUGGGGAAGCAGCCUCGUCUCGGAACUUUCAGCUGGCAUUGUGAGAACUUCACACUCCCUGGGCACCCAGAUGCUGCCAAGACCAUCGUCAUACAGUUUAUCUUCCCGGAGGGCAUCGACGAUGAAGGGAAAAGCUACGCAGGCAGAAAGCCCAAAGGAUAUCUUCCAUGCAAUGCGCAGGGAAUCAUCUUACUGGAGCUCUUCAAGGUAGCUUUCCGACGGCGUGUCAUGUUCGGUAUGGGCGAGUCCAUGACGUUCAGCUCGUACCGUCCGACGUUCAACAUCCACAUCAAGACCAGCUCUUCGGGAGGAGAGACCAAGCACGGUUAUCCAGAUGAGACUUACUUCCACAGGUCCUUGGGCGAGCUCAAAGCGAAUGGAGUAUCUCUCACGGACCUGCAAAACUAG